AAAUUAUCAUUUCUUCUUAAAAUCAUAUGCCAUUAGCCACUCCACUUUUGAAAGCUGAUUUGGUGAGCAACAACUCCAAUUGAAAAUAUAGUCCAACCUCAAUGCAAAAUAACCUGCCCCAUUCCAACUCCUUUACAAUCUCAAAAUCUCUCCUAUAAACUAUAUAUACAAAUGUUGCUAGUACAUCCUUACAAAUAUCACACCAAUAAUGAAUCCCAUCUAAUCAAGACUAAAAAUCAAAUGGCCAUAAAGUUCUCAUUCACUUCUUUUUCCUUUAAAAUCAUUGUAAUCCACCUUUCCCUCUUUAGCAUCACCCUAAAGUAUGCCAAAACAGAAGAGUAUCCUCCACCACUCACUUUCUACAUGCAUGACAUUCUAGGUGGAUCAAACCCAUCAGAAAGAAUUAUGAAUGGCAUAAUUGUCAACACACAACAAACCACUAACAUUCCUUUCUCAAAACCAAAUAACAAAAUACUCCCUAAUAAAGGUAGCAUACCAAUUUUUGACACUAGUAUUAGUACAAAUGGUUCUCCCUCAACCAAAACAAUUAUAAAAAACAUUGACAAAAACAAGGUGGUUAUAGAUACUAACUCUAACUCACUUCCUUACGUUACGUCGAAUCAACUUCCACUAGGAGUAACAAUACAGAAGCUUUUAUUUGGAAGAAUUACAGUGAUUGAUGAUGAAAUUACAAAAGGUUAUGAGUUGAAUUCAGAUGUUAUUGGUAAAGUACAAGGAUUUCAUUUGGUUAGUUCAUUGGAUGGAAGCAGUCAAACCAUGGCAUUUACUGCUUUGUUUGGUGAUGAAAGUCAUGAUGAUGAUGAUGAUGCUAUUAAUUUCUUUGGUGUGCAUAGAAUGGCUACACAUGAGUCCUAUAUUGCCGUUGUUGGAGGUACCGGAAAAUAUGAAAAUGCAAGAGGGUAUGCCAAAAUUGAGACGUUACAGUUGCCUUAUCAGCACAGAAGUACUAAUAAUGGAAUGGAAACACUUUUUCAGAUUACUGUUUAUUUAUGAUUAUGAUAGAUAGUUCUUUUUACUCUUCUUUUUAUAGAAGAGAAGAUCUCAGCUAUUCUUAAUAUGAAAAAGAUGUAAUACUACUAUGUAUCUGGAUGGAUGAAUGUGUAAAUAAAUAUAUACCUUUAGGUGCUUAUCGUUA
Messenger RNA from Medicago truncatula (barrel medic), 1156 nucleotides. RefSeq names its product dirigent protein 9. The transcript has a single exon. Lineage: Eukaryota; Viridiplantae; Streptophyta; Magnoliopsida; Fabales; Fabaceae. The record is from RefSeq and is a predicted model, not a curated record. The coding region runs from base 172 to 1014 and encodes 280 amino acids.